CCGAUUACCAUUUUCAGAAUUCGUGCGAUCGUUUUGACGAAAAGUCGUACAUUGCGUAAAAAAGUGCGCACAGAGUGCGUGUGUGUGCAUUCCGAGUAGAUCGCAUUCUAUGUCGAUCCUAUCAUUUCACUAUACGAGUUUGGCCAACUGCAACGUCACAGCUAUGCUCGAAAUCUGAUGGACCUGUAUCUUGUUGUUUGUUUUGAAAGCGAACUAUUUUAGUUUUUUUUUUAUUAUCAUUUCGUUACGAUUCUAGCCGUGUCGCCCACUCGAAGGAUUAUUUCUCGAAAUGGAAUCGUUGCAAAAAUACUGCCUGCGAUGGAACAACUACCAGACGAACCUGGUCAGCGUGUUCGACGAAAUGCUCAAAAACGAGAACUUCGCCGACGUAACCGUGGUGACCAACGGAGGCGACCGUUUCAGGUGCCACAGGAUGCUCCUGGCAGCCUGUUCCAAAUUUUUCCAGGAGAUAUUCGUGAGCGUGCCUUGCGAGCACCACCUCGUGGUUCUCCUGAAGGACGUCAGAUCCUCGGAUAUGCGACAUAUACUGGAAUACAUGUACACGGGCGAGGUAAACGUCGGACAAGACGAAAUAUCGUCCAUUAUACGAACAGCUGAGGAAUUGAAGAUCAAAGGAUUAACCGGUGAAGACAAAAGCGGAAGGAAAGACGAGGAACACGAACCUAUGGAAGAAGCGCCACCCAGUAGACCAUCAUCGAACCACGCACAUACCGUCGUACACAGCAGUAGCAACAUGCAUUCUCCUCCCCAUUCCACCAACUCCAUGUACAAGAACCCCUACACGAACAUGUAUAGCAAGAUGCACCCUAACGAAAGAGCCAAUAUGAACCUACCAAUGUGGCACGUACCCGGAUUACCCCAUCACCAACCACCAGCGUCAGAAAGUCCAUCCUCCAACCAUUUCUCAGUACCUUCUCCACCGACCAUGAUGCCCGCCUACGAAUCACCAAACGCCGAAGUCUACCACCACCGCAGGAAGAAGUUCUCCAGCAUGAUGAUGCCGAAGGACACACCGAUCUUGAGGACCGUCCUAGGACAGGGCCAGGCCGAUUCUUCUCAACCCGUCAGCCUGGUCGUCAACCACGGCGACCAGAAGGAAGAACACGCGGACCAAGAAUGCCUGAAGAAGCACAUGAAAGAAGAACCCUUAGAAGCCUCGACAUCGCCAUACUCCGACCACCAUUCCACCAACGGCGAAGACGUCAAACCCAGCCUUUCCGCAUCGUCGCCCUUCUGCAUGUCCGACAUGAGGCUAGCCUCAUCCGGCAUAGCCAACUACGUCCCUCCCCAGAAACCCGAAUGGAAGAGAUACAAGCAAUACUCCAGAGAAAACCUCAAUUGCGCCAUACAAGCCGUUUCGGCGGGCACCAUGUCAGCCUUGCAAGCCGCCAAAAAGUUCAACGUGCCAUCCAGAACCCUCUACGACAAAGUUAAAAAAUUGGGCAUCGUGACCUCGAAGAUCUACAGGAAAGGUACGAACGGCAACUUCCGGUACACGAUGAACAGACAGACGGAAUCGCCGUAUCGCGCGUCAGAAAGCGAGGAAUCUCCUGUGAACAACAACUCCAGGAAUUUCCUGCAACAGGCUAUAGAUAACAGAGGAGAAGACGCCUUGAAGGCUAUGGCCAUGGUGGCGGCCAUGCAUGCCGCUGCUUCCCAACACCAAUCUCAGCCCUUAAACCAAGGGUUCGACACUGAUCCAAGCCCGGCUUUGCUGAGAUACAUCCAGCAAAGGGUGCAAUCUAGAUCUUCUUCAACAGACGAUGAAAAUCCUCACUCUGGCGACACAAAUGGGAGAUGCGUCGAGAAAGACGAAGACCAAGUUGAAGAUUUAUCGGUUAACAAGAGGCAAGAAGGCGUCAUAGUAUCGCCAUCAGUGCACCAAGUGUCAGCCAUCGUGAGAAACGAAGAAGUUCAAAAAGAACCCAACGAAGAAACAAACAGAGCGAUGUGCGUCGAGGAAACUGCUUGAAUUGAUGGUCUCGAAACUGCUGACAUAGUUUUAACGAACCAGUGUUAAGUUUUAUUCUAUAUAGUUUAUGUUUUUGUAUAAUACCUGCGAAAUAGUGGCUGGCGUCUGCAAUCCAAUCAACGUCACAGACUGUAUUCAGUGCAAUAUGUCGUCGUACUCAUGUUAGUCUUAAUUUUUCUUAGCCUUAGUUUUUUUUCUCGCAGUGCCUGUAAAAGCUUCGUACUGGACCAGCUCAAGAAUAUAGCUGAUGAGUUCCUGUUCGGGAUGUAGGUAACUAAUAAGACUGAUAGAUUUUAAUCGAUUCAUUCAAGACUGAUUAACGAAAGCGUAUAUUUUAUGGUACCAGUACUUUGCGACUUUGAGAGGUGUAAAUUAGUUGUUUUAAGUAUACUUUUUUAAGAUUGAGCUGUACAUAAUAUUGCUGGAAGGCAUCAAGACUUGCUGAGAGGUGCUUUAUGAUUCUGGGGGGCUGCCGAUCGAUCAAUGAAAAAUUCAAGUAUUCCCUAAUUUUUCUAUAUUUUUUUUUCAUUAUUUUUCGCCUCACAGACGAGGUUCACCUUGAGCUUUACAUCGAUCAGAUCAGCAAAAACGUAUCGUAUUGAAUAGGAAUUUUCCGACUUAAAACUUGCAAUAACUUCUGCUUGAUUCACCAGGCCCCCCAUUAAGAGUUGAACUCUCUUUAACUGUAAAAUAUUUUGUGAUUAAAUGUUAUUUCUUAGGGUUUGGUUUUGGGUAUGAGAUGUAUUUACGUAGUUUCGCAGUGUUAAACGUGCAUUUUUUGAGUUUUUACAUUGGAAUUUCAAACUGUUGAGCUGAUUUCAAAGAUGCUCAUUUCCUUUUGGCAUGGGCGUAGUUGGCGGAAGGGCUAUGCUCCCUAAAUCGUUAACGCGGUCCUUGCUGGUUGAUUGGGGACCAAAUCUAACAAAUGUUUCAAUCAAUCGUGCCUAGAUUUAAAUAUGUAUCAAACUCGAAUAGAUGAGCACCUGAAUAGUUGAAUUUCGAGACAACAGGUACAACUCGAAGAUUUCUAUGCGGUAAAAAUGUUUUUCGAAAAAUCACUAUGUAAAUUAUGUAAAGAAAGUUGGAUAGUUGUUUGAUUAUGCACAUUCAAUGUUUAUAGCACACUGUUUUCAAGUUUGUUAUGGAUGUAUAUUGAAUUUGUACCACUUGUGAAAGGUUUGAAUUUUAGCAAUAGUUACGAACGAUAUAGGAUCGGCCAUUUUGAUAAGCCAUAGCUGUGAUUUUCUAGACUGACACUCUUGACUCACAUAUUUAGCUUCAUUGUAACAGACUGGUUAAGCCUAGUCACAAGGUAUUCAUCUGAGAUGCAAGUGCAAUUUAUUCACAAGAAAAUAGUUAAGCACCCUUCAUAUAUUUUCAACCAUUCGCCGACAUUUUUGUUCUCAAUUUAGAAGACUGAUUCACCGUGAAAUGAAAUUUCUGAACGAAUCAUCGUGUGCCUUUUGGGAUUUCUUACGAAAGUGGUUACAUUCCAUCCAUUUUUAAGGAUCGUUUUAGCAGUUUUUGAAUCGUACAAUACUAAGUGCUUUUUUGAAAAUAUAUGUUUCGCAAUUAUUUCGUAAGACUGAUAUAUUUGUUACCUUAAUUGUUAAAGAUACGUUAGAAAAAUUGGAUUGUUUUUGAUUAUCAAUUUCUUCAGUUAACAAUAAUGUUCAUUGCUGACGGAAAAUUAAUGAUUAUGCUUUACAUGAAUCAACUACCUCAAAUGUUAAGUUAUAUAUCAAUUUGAAUGUUGUAUAUACUGGUAAUCAUGUCAUUUAUAUGAAACCGCUAUUUUAUUACAAGGUACCAUGUGUUCUUUUACAUUUACUUUAUUUAGACUGCGUAUUGUUAAAUAUUAUUUUUUUUUAAAUAGGUACACAUUAUUUUAAUGUUAUUGUUAGACAUAGUAAAUUUAUAUAUAGCACUGCACGUAUGUAUUGCAUCCAUUAUGAGUAAGAGAAAAUCGAAAUAGAUAUAUUAUAUAUUCGAA
Coccinella septempunctata (seven-spotted ladybird) is the source of this 3986-nucleotide messenger RNA. It is a transcript of the gene rib, whose product is annotated as transcription regulator protein BACH2. Bases 290 to 1993 code for a protein of 567 amino acids. Gene Ontology annotation, molecular function: protein binding; DNA binding. Gene Ontology annotation, biological process: regulation of transcription by RNA polymerase II. The record is from RefSeq and is a predicted model, not a curated record. Gene Ontology annotation, cellular component: nucleus. The transcript has 3 exons. Lineage: Eukaryota; Metazoa; Arthropoda; Insecta; Coleoptera; Coccinellidae.